Messenger RNA from Apiotrichum porosum, 1776 nucleotides. RefSeq lists its product as uncharacterized. Gene Ontology annotation, molecular function: beta-glucosidase activity. Lineage: Eukaryota; Fungi; Basidiomycota; Tremellomycetes; Trichosporonales; Trichosporonaceae. Gene Ontology annotation, biological process: glucan catabolic process. The record is from RefSeq and is a predicted model, not a curated record. The transcript has a single exon. Bases 1 to 1776 code for a protein of 591 amino acids.
AUGACCGCCUACCCGUACCAGGAUGCCUCGCUGCCCGUCGACCAGCGUGUCGACGACCUCGUCUCGCGCAUGUCGCUCGAGGAAAAGGCUGGUCUCAUGUUCCACAUGAUGAUCCCCCCCAUCGACUUUGACACCGUCGACCCAAAGUUCGGCCUGCCCGCGACUCGCAAGCACCUGGACAACGGACUGGUGCACUUCAACGUCAUGGGCUCCUUUGACAAGGCCAAGGACUUUGCCGAGUGGGCCAACAACCUUCAGAAGACGGCCCUCGAGAGCCGCUGGGGCAUCCCCAUCACGCUGUCCACGGACCCUCGCCACGCGUUCGUCGAGAACCCUCAGCUCUCGCUCCCCGCCGGACCAUUCUCCCAGUGGCCCGAGAACAUUGGUAUUGCUGCGCUUGCCGACCCCAAGAGGAUGGAGGAGUACUCGGACAUUGUUCGCCAAGAGUACAUUGCCGUUGGCCUCCGCAUGGCUCUCCACCCUCAGGCCGACCUGGCGACUGAGCCCCGCUGGUCGCGUAUCCCGGGCUCGCUCGGCGAGGACUCCAACCUGGCGACAGAACUCUGCGCGGCCCAGGUCCGUGGCCUGCAGCAGAGCGCCGACCUGGGACCCACGUCGGUGGCCGGCUGCGUCAAGCACUUCCCCGGCGGUGGCCCGCUCAAGAACGGUCUCGACAGCCACUUUGCUUGGGGUACCGAGCAGGUCUACCCUGGCGACCAGUGGGAGUACCACCUCAAGCCCUUCCGCGCCGCCGUCGCCGAGGGUGUCCGCUACGUCAUGCCCGCCUACGGCAAGCCCGUGGGCACAAAGUUCCCCGAGGUCGCCAUGGCCUACAACAAGCCCAUCAUCACCGGCUGUCUCCGCGAGGAGCUCGGCUUCAAGGGUGUCGUCGUCGCGGACUGGGGUGUCCUCACCCAGGUCGGCGACCCCGCGGUCAUGGGCGACUUGGCCACCGCCAAGGCCUGGGGUGUCGAGCACCUGAGCGUCUCCGAGCGCGUGGCCAUGUCUCUCGACGCUGGCGUGGACCAGUUUGGCGGCCACUAUGAGCCCGACCUCGUGCUCCAGGCCGUCAAGGAGGGCCUUGUCCCCGAGUCGCGCAUCGACGAGAGCGCGCGCCGCAUCCUGCGCGACAAGUUUGACCUGGGCCUCUUCGAGUCCCCCUUCGUGGACGCCACCCAGGCUGAGGCCAUUGUUGGCCGCAAGGACUUUGUCGAGGCCGGUCUUACCGCCCAGAAGGACUCGGUCACCCUGCUCAAGAACGCCGACCACAACGGCAAGCCCCUCCUCCCCCUGGCCAAGGACGCCAAGGUCUACCUCGACGGCUUCAAGAAGCCCACCGAGAUCGGCUUUGCCAACGUCGUCGACACUCCCGACGCCGCCGACGUUGCUAUCGUCCGUCUCGAGACUCCCUGGACGGCAACGGGCAAUGGCUUCUUCGCCAGGAGCUUCCACCACGGCAACCUCGACUUUGACGCUGCCACGCUCGCCAAGGUCGCCGAGCUGGCCAAGAAGGUGCCCGUGGUCGUCGAGAUCUUUGCCGACCGUCCGGCGAUUCUCGGCUCGCUCGACGACGACGCCACCGCUGUCCUGCUCUCGUUUGGCGUCAACGAGUCGGCCCUUGUGGAGGUGCUGCAGGGCCACUCGCCCAAGGGCAAGGCGCCGUUCGACAUGCCCCGCAGCAUGGCCGCGGUCGAGAAGGGCAAGACUGACACGCCGUUUGACACCGAGAACCCCUUCUACCGCUUCGGACACGGCCUGCGCUACCCCGAGGCAUAG